This is a messenger RNA of Prosopis cineraria, 781 nucleotides long. Its product is annotated as PLAT domain-containing protein 3-like. Gene Ontology annotation, molecular function: protein binding. Lineage: Eukaryota; Viridiplantae; Streptophyta; Magnoliopsida; Fabales; Fabaceae. The transcript has 2 exons. Bases 57 to 587 code for a protein of 176 amino acids. The record is from RefSeq and is a predicted model, not a curated record.
UACAACAUAAUCAACACACGAGCAGUAGUUACUGAGAAAGUAAGUGACUCGUGAAAAUGAAGAGUUGCAUACUCUCUUCGCUAUGUCUAGCUCUCUUCCUCGCCGCAGUUUCUGGAGGCUCCGAUAGGAAAUGCGUUUAUACCUUAUAUGUGAAGACAGGUUCGAUGAUCAAAGCCGGAACUGAUUCCAAAAUCAGCGUGACGCUCAGCGAUGCCUCAGGCCGAUCAGUGUGGAUCCCAAACCUCUGGUCAUGGGGCCUCAUGGGUCCCACGCACGACUACUUUAAGCGAGGCAACCGCGACAUCUUCAGUGGCCGUGGUCCCUGCAUCGGUUCGCCGAUCUGCCGCCUUAACCUUACCUCCGACGGCGCCGGAGCUCACCACAGCUGGUUCUGUGAAUACAUCGAGGUCACGUCGACCGGGCCCCACAAGAACUGCUCGCAGUCCGUCUUCUGCGUCGAUCAGUGGCUCGCCCACGAAGUUGCGCCGUUUGAUCUGACAGCAUUGAUCGACGGGUGCAAAGGCGCAGCGGCGGACAAGAAUCCGAAGAAAUUUGUUGUGACGAAUCCGAAAAGUUCAUCGGCAUGAUUGUGUGAGGAUGAGAAGAUGGAAAUAAUGUGAUGAGAUUGAGUGCUUGUUAAUUAGUGUUUGGGUUUAUCGUCGAUAUAUAUAUAUAUAUAUAUAUAGUUUCUGCAAGACGAAGUUUCUGCGAGCACUUCGUCUUGCCUCUACUGUGUAUACAUGCCAAUGUUACUACUAAGAUACUCUACGUCCCUGGUGUA